Molecule: messenger RNA, 4965 nt
Organism: Nothobranchius furzeri (turquoise killifish)
Lineage: Eukaryota; Metazoa; Chordata; Actinopteri; Cyprinodontiformes; Nothobranchiidae
Source: RefSeq, a predicted model, not a curated record
UAAUUUUUUUUUUAACAGGCAAAACUGCAGUCACCUAAUCCGCUUGUCAGGACCCUUCCACCGACUCCAGCGAAUUAUGGAUACGGGAAGCUACAAAGCCGGCUUCGGCUUGAGGAUGUGGAGUCUAUGCAGCCUACUGCUCUCGCUGCUGGCUGCGGUCUCUGGAGCAGCCGAUUCAAAGGCCAUCACCACCACUCUUACAACCAAAUGGGCCGACACUCCUCUGCUGCUGGAGGCCAGUGAGUUCCUCGCAGAAGAUAGCCAGGAGAAGUUUUGGGACUUUGUUGAAGCCAGUCAAAACAUAGAAGGAGAGCACGAUGGAACAGAUCAGGCCUAUUACGAGCUGAUAUUGAAAAAAGCUAGCGCCUUGCUCAGCUCCAUCCAGCUGAACAUGCUGAAGUUUGCCCUCUCACUGAGAGCCUACUCUGCAACUGUAUACUCCUUCCAACAGAUAGCCUCCACAGAGCCGCCUCCUCCUGGCUGCUCGGCUUUUAUCAGCGUCCACGGACAGAAGACGUGUGAUAUAGAGAGUUUGGGAGCGAUGCUGAAAACUGCAUCAGAAAGCUUGAAGCCAUACCUCUUCAAAGGUGAUCACAGAUUCCCGGGAUCGAAUCCAGACGCUCCUGUGGUCAUUCUGUACGCCGAGCUUGGAACACCGGUUUUCCAGAGGUUCCACCAAGCUUUGGCAUCCAGAGUUGCAGAAGGAUCUGCAGCUUAUGUGCUUCGUCACUUCCCGUCUAGUUCAAAUGGAAAGAAAGUGUAUCUGUCAGGGUACGGAGUGGAGCUGGCCAUCAAAAACCAGGAGUACAAAGCAAAGGAUGACACACAAGUCCAAGGAGAGGAGGUGAAUGCUACGAUGAUUGGUGAGAACGAUCCAGUGGAUGAGGUCCAGGGAUUCCUGUUUGGCAAACUCAAGACCCUCUAUCCAGAACUGAAGGAGCAGUUAAAGGAGCUGAGGAAGCAUUUAGUAGAAAGCACCAAUGAAAUGGCACCUCUGAAAGUCUGGCAAAUGCAAGGGAAAGAGAUUGGCGAGAACCAAAAGUUUUUCAAAGGAACACUGGGGUUGCAGCCGGGGGACUCGGCCCUGUUCAUCAACGGGCUGCUCAUAGAUCUGGACACACAGGACAUCUUCAGCGUGUUGGAUGUGCUGCGCGGCGAGGCGAGGGUAAUGGAGGGUCUGCGCUCGCUGCUCAUCGACACGCCCUACAUCCACGACGUACUGAAGCUCAACGUCCAGCCCUCUGAUUCUGACUACGCCGUGGACAUCCGCCACCCCGCCAUCUGUUGGAUUAACAACCUGGAAACGGACCACAGGUACAGCUCGUGGCCCUACAACGUUCAGGAGCUCCUCAGGCCAACUUUCCCCGGAGUCAUCAGGCAGAUCCGCAAGAACUUUCAUAAUCUGGUGAUCAUGUUGGAUCCGACCCAAGAGAACACGGUUGAGCUGCUGAGUGUGGCAGAGAUGUUUUACGACAACAAUAUUCCUCUCAGGAUCGGGCUGGUGUUCGUGGUGUCUGACGAGGACGACGUGGACGGCAUGCAGGACGCGGGCGUGGCCCUGGUCAGAGCUUACAACUAUAUCAGAGACGAGGUGGACAGCCACAGCGCAUUUGAAGCCGUCCUCUCAAUGUUUAACCGCGUGCCGAUCGGAGGACGGCUGAGCGUCGGGGACGUUGUUAAAGUUCUAGAGAAGAGAUUUCCCUAUGUGGAGGUCAGCAGUGUCCUCGGAGCGGACUCGAGCUACGACACCAGCAGAAAGGAAGGACGGCUGUACUACGAGCAAACAGGAUUGGGCUCGCUCCCCGUCGUCAUGUACAAUGGCAUCCCUUUCCAGCGGGACCAGCUGGACCCUGACGACCUGGAAACCAUCACUAUGCAAAAGAUCCUGGAGACGACGUCCUUCUACCAGAGAGCCGUCUACCUGGGCGAGCUGCAGACGGAUAACGACGUGGUGGAGUUCAUCAUGAAUCAGCCCAGCGUAGUCCCCCGGCUCAACCCCAGGGUGCUGUCCUCCAGCAGGACCUACCUGGACCUGUCCAGCACCAACAACCACUUCAUAGACAACUACGCCCGUUUCUCCACCCUGGACACGAGGGAGAAGAGCGCCGCCGUAGCCAACAGCAUGAACUACAUGACUAAGAAAGGGAUGACCACCACCAACAGGCAUGAUGAAGGGUCCAUCCGUCCUGUGACUUUCUGGGUGGUCGGUGACUUUGAUGAGCCCUCAGGACGUCGGCUCCUUUAUGACGCCAUCAAACACAUGAAAACCAGCAACAAUGUUCGACUCGGGAUGAUCAACAACCCAUCCGCUGCUCCGUCUGCUGAGACAAGCCGCGUGGCCAGAGCGGUCUGGGCCGCCAUGCAGACGCAGUCCGCUAAUAACGCCAAGAACUUCAUCACCAAGAUGGCAAAGGAGGAAACUGCUGCUGCUCUGGAGAAAGGCGUGGAUGUGGCAGAGUUUGCUGUCGGGGGUAUGGAUUUGUCGUUGUUCCAAAGUGCAUAUGAGGGUCCCAAAUUUGACUUCCUGCUCUCCCACGCUGCUUUCUGUCGAGAUGUGCUGAAGCUGAAGAAAGGACAGAGGGCGGUUAUCAGCAACGGAAGAAUCAUAGGUCCUCUGGACGAGGGCGAGGUGUUUAACCAGGAUGACUUCCUGCUGUUGGAGAACAUCAUCCUGAAAACAUCUGGAGAACGCAUCAAAAGCAAAGUCCAGGGCUUUGAAAUGGAGGAGGACAGGGCCAGCGACCUUGUCAUGAAGGUGGAUGCUCUGCUCUCCUCUCAGCCCAAAGGGGAGGCCCGGCUGGAAUACGGCUUUGCAGACGAUCGCUACAGUGCUGUGAAGAUUCGACCUAAGGAGGGAGACGUCUACUUUGAUGUUGUUGCAGUGGUGGACCCGGUAACGAGGGAAGCUCAGAAACUGGCUCCACUUUUAAUGGUUCUGAAUCAGCUUGUAAACAUCAACUUAAGGGUCUUCAUGAACUGUCAGUCCAAACUGUCAGAUAUGCCGCUGAAAAGCUUUUACCGCUAUGUUUUGGAGCCGGAGGUGGCGUUUCAGGUGGACGGGAGUUUCUCUCCCGGACCCAUGGCCAAGUUCCUGGACAUGCCUCAGUCACCGCUCUUCACCCUGAACCUGAACACCCCAGAGAGCUGGAUGGUGGAGUCUGUGCUGACCCGCUACGACCUGGACAACAUUUACUUGGAGGAGGUGGAGAACAUCGUAGCAGCGGAGUAUGAGCUGGAGCAUCUUUUAUUAGAAGGGCACUGUUUCGACGUGGGGUCGGGCCAGCCUCCUCGUGGGCUCCAGUUCACUCUGGGAACGGCGUCUGAGCCGGUCAUGGUGGACACCAUCGUCAUGGCGAACUUGGGUUACUUUCAGCUCAAAGCCAACCCCGGUGCCUGGAUGCUGAAGCUGAGGAAGGGACGCUCUGAUGAAAUCUACAAGAUUUACAGUCAUGAAGGCACCGACUCCCCAGCAGACUCGGAUGACAUUAUAGUGGUGCUGAACAGUUUCAAGAGCAGAAUCAUUAAAGUCAAGGUCCAGAAAAGGCCAGACAAGUUCAACGAGGAGCUGCUCAGCGACGGGACCGAAGAGAACGACGACGGCUUCUGGAAAUCCCUGGCCAGAGGUUUCACAGGUGGAGGGAAAGCAGAGGAGCCAAAGCAGGACAAAGAUGAUGUGAUCAACAUCUUCUCAGUGGCCUCGGGGCAUCUGUACGAAAGGUUCCUCAGGAUUAUGAUGCUCUCGGUGUUGAAGAACACCAAAACUCCUGUGAAGUUCUGGUUCCUGAAGAACUACCUGUCCCCCACUUUCAAGGAGUUUAUCCCCCACAUGGCGAAGGAAUAUGGUUUCCAGUACGAGCUGGUCCAGUACAAGUGGCCCCGCUGGCUGCAUCAGCAGACGGAGAAGCAGCGGAUCAUCUGGGGCUAUAAGAUCCUCUUCCUGGAUGUGCUGUUUCCUCUCGCCGUGGACAAGAUCCUGUUUGUGGACGCUGACCAGAUUGUGCGGACGGACCUGAAGGAUCUGCGGGACUUUGACCUGGAGGGGGCGCCGUACGGUUACACUCCUUUCUGUGAGAGCCGCAGGGAGAUGGACGGCUAUCGAUUCUGGAAGUCGGGGUACUGGGCGAGCCACCUCGCUGGGCGCAAAUACCACAUCAGCGCUUUAUAUGUAGUGGACCUGAAGAAGUUCAGGAAAAUCGCUGCAGGAGACCGGCUCAGGGGGCAGUACCAGGGCCUCAGCCAGGAUCCCAACAGCCUGUCCAACCUGGACCAGGAUCUCCCCAACAACAUGAUCCAUCAGGUUCCCAUAAAGUCUCUGCCUCAGGAGUGGCUGUGGUGUGAGACGUGGUGUGACGACAGCUCCAAGAAGAGCGCCAAGACCAUAGAUUUGUGCAACAACCCGAUGACCAAGGAGCCCAAGCUGCAGGCUGCUGUGAGGAUUGUAGCUGAGUGGGCGGACUACGACCAGGAGAUAAAACGCUUGCAGACACGAGUCCAGGGGGGGGCCACCAACACGACGGGGCAGCAGGACACAGAUGUCCACUCAGAGUUGUGAGGACGGCCGUGACGAGCUGGACUCUGUUUAAAGAGUCCGCUUCACCAGAGACACUGACCCCAGACCAGCACAACCUGGUUCAAACUGUUUACUUCUUGUGUUCAUGUGGGGGUGGGGUGGGGGGUGUACAAGCAGCAAGAAUGUACUUAGUGGUGAAAAUAUUUUUAUUUUUCCUGUUUGCACUGAUUCUGGUUGUGACUGUGGUCCAAGCACAAAUACGAGGAAGUCGAUCGUGUGGAGGACACAAUCACAUCAAAGGAAACGGGAGUGGGUUACAACAGGGUGCAGGUCGGGUUUAGGGAGUGUUUUACAGGCCAAAGGGAACCGUUGGAAGAAUUGGGUUUAAUUUUGGGGUUUACGUUCUGAUCUAUUCCUUCAGAUGGAAUAAAAGAAUAAAUACAAAGUAAAAAGAA